Messenger RNA from Gastrolobium bilobum, 495 nucleotides. RefSeq lists its product as uncharacterized. The coding region runs from base 1 to 495 and encodes 164 amino acids. The record is from RefSeq and is a predicted model, not a curated record. The transcript is spliced from 2 exons. Lineage: Eukaryota; Viridiplantae; Streptophyta; Magnoliopsida; Fabales; Fabaceae.
AUGUCUCAACCUCCAGGUUUUGAAGUCACUGACAAGACCCUAGUAUGCAGGCUCACCAAGGCUCUUUAUGGAUUAAAACAGGCUCCUAAGGCCUGCUGCACCUAUAUUCUAGUUUAUGUGGAUGAUAUUAUCAUCACAAGAAACAAUUCUGACUUAAUACAACUUCUAAUUGAUCAAUUGCAUUCUAAAUUUGCCUUAAAACAGCUUGGAAAUCUGGACUACUUUCUUAGGAUCGAAGUUAAACAUCUCUCCAAUGGAAGGAUACUGUUAUCUCAAUCAAAAUAUAUUAGAGAUCUUCUUUACAAAGCUGGAAUGGCAGAAGCUAAAGGAAUUUCCACUCCUAUGCCUAGUGGAUGCAAGCUAAGCAAAUUUGGCUCUAACUAUGUACCUGAUCCCUCGCUUUACAGGUCCAUUGUUGGAGCACUGCAAUAUGCUACAUUAACAAGACCUGAAAUUUCCUUUAGUGUGAAUAAAGUCUGUCAAUUUGCCACUUGA